This is a messenger RNA of Yarrowia lipolytica CLIB122, 186 nucleotides long. The record is from RefSeq and is a predicted model, not a curated record. Lineage: Eukaryota; Fungi; Ascomycota; Dipodascomycetes; Dipodascales.
AUGACAACUUCUUUUACCGGUGUCCAUACAGCCAAACAUGUGUGUUCCAUUUCACGUUUCGCGACUUGGAAACUAACAUACCGUUAUGCGAGUUCCCACGAACCAAGAGGCUUCAGCACUCUAGCAGAAGUACAUACAGUACGAGUAUUGUAUUGUAGCUGCUUGUACUCCUACUUGUGUUUGUAA